Messenger RNA from Penicillium longicatenatum, 915 nucleotides. RefSeq names its product formate/nitrite transporter family protein. The coding region runs from base 1 to 915 and encodes 304 amino acids. The transcript is spliced from 4 exons. NCBI's taxonomy places the organism in Eukaryota, Fungi, Ascomycota, Eurotiomycetes, Eurotiales, Aspergillaceae. Gene Ontology annotation, molecular function: high-affinity secondary active nitrite transmembrane transporter activity. Gene Ontology annotation, cellular component: membrane. The record is from RefSeq and is a predicted model, not a curated record. Gene Ontology annotation, biological process: transmembrane transport; nitrite transport.
AUGUCAUUCGACGCACUCUCGCCCCGAGAGGCUAUUGAGUCCGUCGUGAGGGCUGGAGUACACAAAGGCAACAUGCGAUUAGACAAGGUAUUUUUAAGUUCUGUCUCUGCUGGUUGCUUGCUUUCAUUUGCCUGUGGUACUGCUUUAAGCACAAAUGCCUCCCCAUGGUACGCGGAGAACGCCGCUGGAUUGAUACGCACAAUCAGUGCAUUGGUUUUCCCCUAUGGAUUGUGCAUGAUCAUAUUGACUGGUGCUGAUCUUUGUACUGGGACAUUCAUGUAUACUACCGUUGCGGCCUUGCAACGACAGCUACCCUGGUGGAGGAUGUUGAUCCACUGGGUAGUCACAUUCCUAGGGAACUUGGCCGGAGCAUUGUUUAUGGUAGCUAUCAUCUUUGGCUAUGGUGGUGUUUUCGAAGCCGACCCAUUCAAAUCGACUGUCAUUACAUUUGCGACAAAAAAGCAGGUUACCCCUGACUUCCACAUGGUAUUUCUGCGUGGAAUUGGUUGUAAUUGGUUAGUUUGUCUGGCAUGCUUUUUGGGCAUGCAGGGACGUGAUCUCGCAUCCAAGAUAAUGGGCAUCUGGUGGCCUAUUUUUGCUUUCGUUUCUCUCGGCCUUGACCACGUUGUCGCCAACAUGACAUUCAUUCCCCUUGCGAUCUGGUUAGAUGCACCGGGAAUAUCCGUUGGCCUGUAUAUCUGGAAGGGCAUCAUUCCCGCUCUGAUUGGAAACAUUCUCGGCGGUGGUCUGUUUUGCGGAACAUUUUAUUGGUAUAUGUAUCUCCUGGAUAUGAAUACCGUUUCGUUUCCUGGUUUGAAGAAGAAUCGAGGUGAGACACAAGUUGGCACGCCACAGAGUUUCUCCAAAGAGGGGGAUAUUGAGGCAACUGCCGGCAUCUCAAGCUCGCGAGAAUAG